Messenger RNA from Babesia bovis T2Bo, 3384 nucleotides. Its product is annotated as variant erythrocyte surface antigen-1 alpha subunit. Lineage: Eukaryota; Apicomplexa; Aconoidasida; Piroplasmida; Babesiidae. The transcript has a single exon. The coding region runs from base 75 to 3326 and encodes 1083 amino acids. The record is from RefSeq and is a predicted model, not a curated record.
AUGGCCUAAGUGGCACUGACUGCCAAUAUCUCAAGGAUGUACAGAAGAACACGCCGUGCGACAAAUGUAAAUGUAUGAAAUGGAAUGUGACCGAUGCGGACAAAGAACACAACGGACACCACCUAGGUAGGGGGUGUCAGAAGUGUGAAGGAGACAAAUGUACCCAUUCCUGUUACAAGAAAAGCUACAAGUCUGCAUACUCAAAUAACAAUGAUUCACGGAAGAAUGAUAACAUAGUCACCUGGGAAAAACUCAGUACAUCCAGUAAUAGAUCCAAAUGCGCCCGUAUCCUCCUAGGGUCAGUAUGUCUCAUCUGGAGUGGACUUACCUAUAUGUAUUGGACAGGCAAGUAUGCAAAAGGUAGCCCAUAUUGGAAUAACCACAUCCUGGAUGGUACCGGUCUGGAUGACGGUACCCUAUCACAAUGGCUACAGGCCUUAGGGUUUCCUAGGGAUAUGCUUAAUAACGCUGGGCCAAAGAAUAGACUUGACAAGGUCAUAUGGGAUGGACUUAGGGAUAAGUUUUUCUUGGGAUUCCUGGAGCCUAAAGGCCUUAGUGAUAGUGGUGAUGUUAAUGACAUCAAUGGUAAUACCGCCAGAGCUCCUUUCGGCAUGAACUAUCCCGGAUUUGUACAUACUAUACAUAGGGAUUCAUUCAACACUGAUCAAGCUGAUGUCUUUCCUAAUGGCACUAGUUAUAGUGACACUGAUACUAACCAGCACAAACGAGGUGCCCUCUUCAAACUCUACAUACUAUCAUGUGCCUACUUUACUGGAUUACAAAAGAAGACUAUUCCCACUACCCCUAAUAAUCCCAAGACCAUCCGUGAGAUCCUAUACUGGCUAAGUGCAUUGCCCUAUAGUCAGGCAUAUAAGGAUACGCUACACUAUGCCAAGAAAAGACUAGAAGAGGUACUCAAGAAGCCCGAUGAAUGUGACACUGAACAGCAACAACUCAAGUUCUACCAAGAUAAACGCCCCCAUCCCAUUACCGUUGAUGUAUUCAACCUGUUUGCCCACUUCCAAGCAGUGACUCAGUACUGCCCACUGGUCCUCAUAGGUAUCCAGGGUGGACUCAAAGGCACUGACAGCAGUACAGAACCUCCUAUCCAUGCCCUCUAUGCUAACACUGAGUGCCACUUCACCUAUCCCACUGUGCCCAUUCAAGCAUACAACCAGGUGGUUCACUACAUUAGGGCUCUGUUCUAUCAACUCUAUUUCCUUAGGAAGCAAUGUGCCGUGAAGGUGGCUCUAGGAGGGAAAUGGCGUGAGUGUAGGUAUGGUAGUGGAGUGCUUGGGAAGGGGGUAAUUAGCUGGAUGUGCCUGGGGUGUAGCCCCAUGGAACAUGAUAGGAAAAAAAGGGUAGAGAAGGUAAAUGGGGAUUUAAAAACAGUGCUCAAGGGGACAUCAGGGGAUCUUCCCGGAGCACUAAAGGAAUUACUGCAGAGGAUUGGUGAAGUAGUGGUACAAUUGGGUAAUGCCCAGGAGGCAUUGGAAGGGAAGGAGAAGAAGGCUAUACAGGGGGUGAAGAGAGAACUGGAGAAGGCUAAGGGGGCACUAGAUACGGCUAAGGGGAAACUAGAGAAGGCUAAGAAGGCACUAGAGAAGCUGACGACGAAUGGUGGUGGUGGUGGAAUACUGAAGAAUGUAGUGGAUGCAAUAGGUAAGGCUCAAAGUGAUGUGACAAAUGUCGAUCCUGGUAAGAACGCGAUAAGUGAGGGCGUCCACAAGAUACGGGAGGUAUUGAAAAUAUUGAAAGAGGAAGUCCCUGAGGCAAUAGACAAGGCAAUCGAUGAGAUGAAACAGAAGGGAAAGGAUGCAUAUGGCACGACACGUGAACUAUUGGAUUGGGCCUCUAAACAAUUUAUUCAUGCCAUAGAACAGAUCAAAGAUAUAUGCAACUCUGCCAAGUGCAGUGCAUGUGACCAACACUCCAAGAAGUGUGGCCAACCAUCCAGAUUCACACAGUGUCCUACCUGCCUCCAACCCACUACCACUGGUGUCCCCUCCCCCCUCCAGGCAUUCCUUGAGGAUCGGUUACCAGGGUUUAGUUGUGAGGUAGUACGAAACAAUGACACAGACAAAGACACAGUCUAUCCACCCGCUGCAUCCCACUUGGGACACUGUGGUGGUUCCGGCCAGUGCUGUCCAUUGCCAAUGGGUUUCAGAGGGCAAUUCCAGCAAGGAAUCACCCAAACCGGCCAACGCCUUUAUGGCAUCCUGUACUUCUUCAGUAACGAGAAUAUGAUGCAAUCGUGUGUUUAUACAUUGGUGAGGGUAACAGCAGAACUCAGUGCCACAACACCACAGGUACUGGGUGAUGUAUUCGGGUUCUUUAGGGGUGGUGUAGGAAAUAAAGAGGAAGGAGAGACUAAGAGUGGACAGAAAAAGACGUGUGAGCAUAUCAAAGACCCCUCUAAUAAAGGAGAAGAUAAGUACUUUUGCGGCUGGUGUGCCUCUGGGUUAAGGGAUGAAGUAAAGAAGAUAGAGUGGAUACCAAAGACAGGGGAGGCACCAUACCAGGACAAAGUCGGUAAAGCACUAAUAGGUAUUAAAGGCGAGAAGGACAGUAGUGCCACUCCCACCAACACUUCCCUCUCAACACUCACUGACAGUAACCACUACGUAUCCCCCCUAACCGGUGAGCUUUAUACCGCAGUGAGUGCCACUUUCGGUGGAACAUACCUCUCAUGGGUACUAUACCUAUCAGAUGCCCUUGAAGGUGGUCUAAAGUCACUUGCUAGUGCAUUCCAACAGAUUGAAUGCCGUGGCUGUAGAGAAUGUGACCCCAAUAAGUGCAAGAAGGGUGAGCACGGACAGGGUAGUGGACAGUGUGGAUGCCAAUCAAUCGUAUCAUGUACCGGGGUACUACCGGUAUUGUAUAGACAUGGCUUCAGCUACGGUAACCCAUUCAAUCUGGAGGGGUAUGAACAGAAGGAUGGAAGCAGAGAGGGGGAUUAUAGUAUUACAGACACGAAGAAUCCUAGACGUUGUCAUCAAUUCUUGGACAGUCUUGCUGUAGUGAUUGACAAGAACAAGCAGGCCGCCUCUCAGCAGGACCAGGACAACAAGCAUCCCCUGACAGAACUCCUCUCCCAAGUCGGCCAACUCCAAUACGACAUACGGCUCCCCUGGAUCUUUGUCCUCACGGUAGCCUGGCUAGUAGCGGUACUAUACCUUGCAUUUGGAGCCAUAUGGCCACUGGACUGGACUCAUAUGAGGUCGCAUUGGUUACGGGGUGGAGAACACCAGUGGCAAUGUAUGUGGUAUAAGGUGAUGACGGGGGUUCGACGGGUGCCAAAUGUGAGCAGUGAAUCCACAGCGUAGAUGAUAGGAUGUUUAACAUGGCGUUAUACCAGUAUUGCUGUUAGUAGGAAUAUGAAAU